Messenger RNA from Acipenser ruthenus (sterlet), 2378 nucleotides. Its product is annotated as SLAM family member 9-like. The transcript is spliced from 6 exons. Lineage: Eukaryota; Metazoa; Chordata; Actinopteri; Acipenseriformes; Acipenseridae. The record is from RefSeq and is a predicted model, not a curated record. Bases 60 to 995 code for a protein of 311 amino acids.
AUAUUAACUAAGAGACAGGAAAACAGGUUUACAGCAAGUCAAUCUGUUGCGAAAAGUACAUGUCAAGUAUGAAGGACCUUCUGUUAACUGUUCUGCUCCACUGUCUGAUAUCAGGCGCAUGUAGUGAAAGCAAUCCCAUUGAUCGAUACGGAAUAGAUGGAGAAUCUUUUCACCUGGAUGUUGGAGAAUACAACAACAUGACAUUCAAAAAGUUUCUGUGGCUUUAUGCUGAUAAGAAAAAUCUAGUGGAAUAUACUUCCGAAACUGAGCAUGUCGAAAAUUAUAACAAGCAAAACAAGUUUGAGUUUGACGAGAAGAAUUUCUCCUUGCUUAUUAAGAACCUGGAGAAGACAGACAGUGGGCUUUAUAGAGCAGAAACAGUUCAAGAUGAUGGAGAAAAGAUUCGUGUUGUUACUUACAAGCUGAGUGUCCAAGCUCCUGUCUCCAAACCCGUCAUCACUAAUACUUCCGACCCUGAAGGAGAAUGCAACUCCACUCUGAAGUGCACGGUGGAGAAUGGGACGGAGCACUCCAUUACAUGGCUAGGGAAAGGGAUUAAUAGCACCAUGACACAUAGGCGCUCCUCUGAACUUUGUCUGGAUAACAUCACUUGUAACAGCUGGCCGUUAACCUGCUACACAGAGAACAAAGUCAGCAAUUCUUCGGAAACCAUCGAGGCGCUGCAGUGUGAACGUCCAUCGAAUUCUGCUUUACAGUUAGAUUUAUGGCUGAUUCUAAGCAUCGGAAUCAUCGGAAUCAUCAUCCCAAUCAUCAUCAUCAUCAUCAGAAUUUUUUGGAUCAAGCACAGAAAUAAAAAGAAAGAGGAAUAUUUAGUCAGCACAACAGAUGCUUCAGUUGGGGUGAACAGACAGUCGAUAACAACAGAGUACGACGUUGUGAGGCAGGAACGGAUGAAUCAGCCCACAGACCUUCCCCCAGAAAUCACAACCAUCUAUGCUACUGUUCGAAAAACAAGCAUCAAAAGCAUUUGUUAAACAACAAUGAAUGGGUGAAAAAUAAGAUAACAUGCGGUAGGUGAUAUAUGUUCAUAGUUUUAUCUUGUAUCGGAAACUGCUAGCAAAAAACACAGAAGGGGAAAGUCCUCCAUUAAGUUUGGAAAAACGCCCCCGGUGGAAAUGAUGAUGUUAUUUUAAACCCAGUUUAUUUAUAACUAUAUAGGUAUGUACACAAUGGUAUCAGAAAAGGGGUUAGGGUUAUAUGUGGCAGCAGUGUGGAGUAGUGGUUAGGGCUCUGGACUCUUGACCGGAGGGUUGUGGGUUCAAUCCCCAGUGGGGGACACUGCUGUUGUACCCUUGAGCAAGGUACUUUACCUAGAUUGCUCCAGUAAAAACCCAACUGUAAAAAUUGGUAAUUGUAUGUGAAAUAAUGUAUAAUGUGAUAUCUGUAUAAUGUGAAAUAAUGUAUAAUGCGAUAUCUUGUAACAAUUGUAAGUCGCCCUGGAUAAGGGCGUCUGCUAAGAAAUAAAUAAUAAUAAUAAUAUAUAGUAACUCUGUAUAGUAAUGAUGUGUAAGCACACAUUAUUAUUUAUUUCUUAGCUGAUGCCCUAACCCAGAGAGACUUACAAGAUAUCACAUUAUUUUUACAUACAAUUACAUUUACAUUCAGUUACCCAUUUAUACAGUUGGGUUUUUUACUGGAGCAAUCUAGGUAAAGUACCUUGCUCAAAGGUACAGCAGCAGUGUCCCCCCCACCUGGGAUUGAACCCAAGACCCUCCGGUCAAGAGUCCAGAGCCCUAAUCACUACUCCACACUGCUGCCCGUGGAUUUACAAAGUAACUAAUAUGUAAUCGCACAGCAAUUAGAGAUGCAAUGGAAAUUCUAUCCGUUUUUUUUAAGACAUAUUUUUUUAAAAAUGAGACAUUCUUUACAUAGUUAUAAAUAAACUUUUAAAAUGUCAUCAACAUUUCCACUGCAGGCAUUUCUCAAAACAUCCUGGAGGACUUCCCCUUUCUGUGGGUGUGUUAUUUUUCUAGUGGUUUCCAAUACAAGAUAAAACUGUGUGGAGUGUAAGAUUUGGCAGUAUAUCACUUACUGCAAAAACUUGCUACCAAAAACACAUGUGUAAGUGUUUGGAUAAGAGUUUAAAGGCUUGACCGUGUUAGUCUGUAUCUUUUUGAUUAUUGCAAGUUUGGUUCCUCCAGUGAUGGAGGUGUUUCAUUUUUACACUCUGUAGAGGGCAAAGACGAUUUUUGGGGACGAUAGCAAACAGGGCAAUAGCUAAGUUUAUAUCUACAGAGUAGUGAAAAACAUACAUUGAACACCAAAAAAUCAUACCGUAGUACCACCUAUACAGAUGUAUACCCCUGUAACACAUCAUAGGAAGAAGUGUGGUUCAGUGGUUAAAGUCCAGGGCUUGU